GAUUGGACAAUGCGCGUCCGCCACGACGCAGGAAGGCCGCCUCAUUGGUCCGCGCUGUCGGGCUUCGGCGGCUUUUCUCUUUAGCGCUCAGGGCGCUGACCCACUGCUCUUCCUCUUAAGUAAGUGCUCCAUUCCUUCCGGCACCCGGAGCUGCUGGCCCAAAGGGAUCCGGAGCGAGCUAGGCCAGGCACCAUGACCACCCUUGAUGAUAAGUUGCUGGGGGAGAAACUGCAGUACUACUACAGCAGCAGUGAGGAUGAGGACAGUGACCACGAGGACAAGGACCGAGGCAGAGGUGCCCCAGCCAGCAGUUCUGUGCCUGCAGAGGCUGAGCUGGCAGGCGAAGGCAUCUCAGUUAACACAGGCCCAAAAGGUGUGAUCAAUGACUGGCGCCGCUUCAAGCAGUUGGAGACGGAGCAGAGGGAGGAGCAGUGCCGGGAGAUGGAAAGGCUGAUCAAGAAGCUGUCAAUGACUUGCAGGUCCCAUCUGGAUGAAGAGGAGGAGCAACAGAAACAGAAAGACCUCCAGGAGAAGAUCAGUGGGAAGAUGACUCUGAAGGAGUUUGCCAUGAUGAAUGAGGACCAAGAUGAUGAAGAGUUUCUGCAGCAGUACCGGAAGCAGCGAAUGGAAGAGAUGCGGCAGCAGCUUCACAAGGGGCCCCAAUUCAAGCAGGUUUUUGAGAUCUCCAGUGGAGAAGGGUUUUUAGACAUGAUUGAUAAAGAACAGAAAAGCAUUGUCAUCAUGGUUCAUAUUUAUGAAGAUGGCAUUCCAGGGACCGAAGCCAUGAAUGGUUGCAUGAUCUGCCUUGCCGCAGAGUACCCAGCUGUCAAGUUCUGCAGGGUGAAGAGCUCAGUUAUUGGCGCCAGCAGUCGGUUCACCAGGAAUGCCCUUCCUGCCCUGCUGAUCUAUAAGGGAGGUGAAUUGAUCGGCAAUUUUGUUCGUGUUACUGACCAGCUGGGGGAUGAUUUCUUUGCUGUGGACCUUGAAGCUUUUCUCCAGGAGUUUGGAUUACUCCCAGAAAAGGAAGUCUUGGUGCUGACAUCUGUGCGUAACUCUGCCACGUGUCACAGUGAGGAUAGCGACCUGGAAAUAGAUUGAACUGAUAGUCUAGUUGCAUAGAUUUCUCAUUGUUUGGGUUGGAAUACAUGUCGUUGUUUAUUUUUGUUCCUUCUUUGUCUUCUGGCUUUUCAGCCAUUCUUUGUAGUCCCUUUUAUUAUGCAUAAAAUCGAGAAAUUCUUAGAUUAAAUCAGAAUGCUGAAUAACCUUGUAGCUAGCAAUAAGGUGACUUACAAUUGUAUAAACAGGAAGCCAGGCUUUUGAACUGUUUACUUAAGAUUCUCUGGCAUGACAUCUCUGUUAUUGUUUCCAGUCAGUAUUUACAAAGCAUCCUAAAGAUGGUGUCUUGGAAAUUGUCUUCAGAUGAUCUCAGAGGUCUCUGCCAAGUCUGAGAGUAUAAUUCUGUAGGUAGUGUGUUAUUUGCAACGUAAAUAGUGCAUUUUCUUAAUCAAAUGAUUGUAAAUUGUAUUUACUUGUAAUCAGUUCCAUAGCUUUAGACGGUGGUUAGAUUUUUUUUUUUCCCCACCAGGGUCUUGUUUAAAGGGGUGAGCCACCGCACCCAGUCCUGAGGGGUGGCCUCUGCUGCUGAUUUCAUGUCUUCCUCCAGCAUGACUAAGUCUGGAACAGCAGGAAGGGUCAAUGCUUACUGACCUGGUGAUGUUGGAAGACAAGUAGUUUAUGGAUUUAAACAUUAAAGCUAGAGUUGGGCUGGAAAUCUUUGUAAAGGAAGUUCUUUCAGUAAGAUGCCCCUGCUUGUCUUUGUCUCUUUUUUGUUUAACAAGGUAACUUUUUGUUUAACCUAGUUUUUUUAAAAACUUUUUUUUUUUUUGCAUAUUGGAAAAGUAAUUCAUAUUCAGUAGAGGAAAAUUGACCAAAACAGAAGCAAAAAUAAGAAAUUAAAAUAAUCUCUAAUCCUACUACCUAGAAUAAAACACUAUUAAUAUUUUGAUCUGUUUCUUGCCAAGGUGUUUUCUGUGUAUACACGGAUAUUUUGUUUGUUUUUAAACAAAACGAUGGGAUCAUUCUGAACAUACUGUUUUAUAGUAUGGUCAGCUAAUAAUAUAUCAGACCUUUUUUCAUAUUAUUAAAUAUUCUACAACUUUUUAAAAAUGUCUAUUAAUAUUCCAUGAUAUAGAUGUGAUAUAAUUUGCUUGAUGGUUGUCUUAAAAAGAAAGGUAGCAAAUACUUUUUUUAAAUCACAAAAGUGAUAGAUGUUCAUUGUAGAAAAUGUAAUAAACACUGUUAAGACUUAAAAGCCAUAUAAUUCCACCAACCAAAAUUAAUCCCUGUUGUCAUAUUUCUAGUCAUUUUUAUAGCCUUUUUUUCUAUGUAUUUAUAAUAAUUAUCAUUUGAGUUUUAUCCUUUUUUUUUAACUUUAAAAAUGUAUAUUCUAGGGUCUGGGGAAAUGUAAUCUGGAAUUAAAUAUUAGCCUUAAAAUUCACAAUUUUGAUUUUCCUGGCUUUUCAGGAAUUGACUAACUGUAAAAGAGUCUUGAAAGUGUUUAGUUAACUAACAGAGUGCAUUUUUUUUUUUUUUUUGACUAAGAAAGCUCAUUGUAGUAGAAAGGGUGGAAUGUAUUGAAAAUUAUUAGAAGCAGGGAACUAUUGUUAGUCUAGCUUAUUUCCUUUCAGUCUUUUUUCAGUAUUUUUAAAAACAUUGAGUACUUACUGAAUUUAGUUCUGUGCUCUUCCUUAUUUAGUAUUGUAUCAUAAAUACUUUGAUGUUUCAAACAUUCUAAAUAAAUAAUUUUCAGUGGCUUCAUAAUA
Messenger RNA from Nomascus leucogenys (northern white-cheeked gibbon), 2822 nucleotides. RefSeq names its product phosducin like (gene PDCL). Lineage: Eukaryota; Metazoa; Chordata; Mammalia; Primates; Hylobatidae. Gene Ontology annotation, biological process: regulation of G protein-coupled receptor signaling pathway. The record is from RefSeq and is a predicted model, not a curated record.